Molecule: messenger RNA, 2091 nt
Organism: Nelumbo nucifera (sacred lotus)
Lineage: Eukaryota; Viridiplantae; Streptophyta; Magnoliopsida; Proteales; Nelumbonaceae
Product: F-box family protein with WD40/YVTN repeat doamin
Molecular function (GO): protein binding
Source: RefSeq, a predicted model, not a curated record
AGCAGAGGGAUUUCGAUCUUCGAAGUUAGAACGAGCAAACGACUCGUACCAACUGAACCAUCCAUCAGCUGGUAAUAAAGUUUAGAUCUAUGUCCCACUCGGUCAGAUUAAUUUGCAACCCUAGAUCUUGAUGAUGAGUUUUUUUCUUCGUUCCUAACGCUCCUUUCAACGGUGGAUAUUACAACCACGUCACGUUAUCCGUUUCCUCACGUGAAGAGGAGCAUUUCCUCCUCUACGAAAGGAGCGAAAAUUUUUGGUUAACGAGCCAUGGCUAUAUCCUAUGAGAGUUCGACAAGCCGCGCACAAUCUUAGGUGUCAUCAGACAACGUAACCAUGGAAGCACAAAGGGGCGUACAUGUGUUCUAGCUUUUCUCUUUCCGCUCGGCCGGAAGAUACCGAUGGAAGCCAACCGGCCGUUUUCUACGAAAAGGAGCUCACGGACUUCCAUUCAGUCUCUUGACUCCGAUAUUCUCUGUUUGAUCUUCGCAUUUCUCGACUGGUUCGAUCUCGCUCGCUGCUCCGCUGUCUGCACAUCCUGGUAUAAUGUCAUCCAUAAAUGUAAUUUGUGGAAAAAGCAAUAUUACAAGCAGCAAAGAGGUUCUGCAUGCCUUCCUGAUAUAUCAGAUUUUUCUGAAACAUCAUGGAAGAUGUACUAUGAGGGUCUUGCUAUGGAGCAGCAUAGAUUGUCCCUGCGGGAUGGUUCUGUUUGCAUUGAUCAAUGGAAGGGUCAUUCUGUUGGUGUUCAUCAGUGCCGGAUGAAGAUGGGCUUGAUUCUUACUGGUGGCAGGGACAAGGUUAUGCGCAUUUGGUCAUCUAAAAGCUAUAAAUGUUUGGAAGAAUAUUCUGUUCCAGAUGUGGGCCAUUUGGUUGAUUUUGGUUUUGAUGAAAAUAAGAUUGUUGGGCUGGUUGGAACUCGUGUAUGCAUCUGGAGGCGUCAUGGGGAAAGAAGUAUAUUUCCUGCACGUGAAGGAACAUUUUCAAGGGGGUUAUGCAUGCGCUACAUUGAUCCAGAGGCUGUGGUUGGUUGCGAGGAUGGAACAGUUCGCAUAUUUGACAUGUACAGUAGACAAUGUUCUCACAUUAUUAGGAUGCGUUCUGGGCCUGUAACAUGCUUGGCUCUAACUGAUAAUCAGAUGAUUCUUAGUGGCUCUUCUCUUGGCAGUAUAACAAUGGCAGGCCUUUCAUCUGAUCAACGGGUAGCUUCUUUAAAGUCAACUGAUUGCACAGGCAUAAAGAGCCUAUGUUUUAACCCGCGCUCACAUUUAGUAUUUGCCGGAUCAACUUCUGGAUGUUCACAUUGUUGGGACCUCAGGACUAUGAAGCCUCUAUGGCAAACAAGAGUCGGUCCAAACGUUGUGUAUUCCAUGCAACAUUUGCAGAGUGAUAAAACGGCACUGGUUGUUGGUGGGAUAGAUGGUGUGCUACGUAUUCUAAACCAAGACACUGGUCAGCUUCUUUCCAGCUAUGUGAUGAACGAAGAAACCGGAAAAUCAGGUUCUGCUGAAAAGAGAUAUGGCAUCAUCGAAAAGAAGAGAGUCAGAAAACUUUCAGAAGACAUCCAAAUUGACAGCAUUCCUAAACUCAGUCGACCUCCCAUUACAUGCUUGGCUGUUGGGAUGAAGAAGGUUGUAACCACACACAAUGGUAAGCUUAUCAGGAUGUGGAAAUUCAACAAGUAGCUGGGGAAAUUUCAUUUUUGCCUUGAAAUGUCUUUCGGUAUUCCAUUGAAGAGAUGCUGGAGACCAAAUGACCAAUACAUCUAACAUCUGGCUCUCGCAUCCGUUCAGAAUCUAGGCAAAACUUGCGCUCAAGAGAUUUUUGCCUGAUUUCCAUGGAUGAGUGGUUAGCAGAGAUCUUAGUAAGGCAAUCUGCAUGGUUUUUUUUGUAUUUAUUUAUUUGUUCAUCGUUUGGGAGUACUUGUUCAAUUGGAAUCUGUACAUUAUAAAUGUGAUUGAAUGUGUGUGUAUUUUAGCGGAUCCAACUAACAAUGGGUCCGACACGGUGUUCUUCCAUGACAAGAGGGGCAAUCAGAAAAUCAUGAAAAAUCAAUAGAUAUUGAUGGAAAAAUGGUAUGCCUACAUGUUCCUGAAA